CUCGCGGAUUCCUCGUCUCGAUCGCAUCCGCCUCUCGUAGUCUCGUUUCCUCUCUUCCGUCUCCAUCUCCACCACCACCACCACCACGGCCACGCGACCCAAAACCAAAGCGAAGAGAAGCCCAAAGGCAGCGAGCCUUUCCGCCCGUUUCCCCACGCGGCUGCUGCUGCCGCUGCCGCCCCCGAACCCAAAAGUCGCUUUUCGGGCGGCUCGUUAGGGUUUUUUUCCUGCCAAUGUCGCACCCGCUUGUCCCCUCCUGACUUCGAUUCGCCGGCCGUGCUCUGCCCCUGUGCUACAUAACCAGCUUCCACUCGCGACCCAAUGGAGGUGGUGGUGGAGCAGCCGCAGCCGCAGCCGCAGCGGGAGGAGGAGGAGGAGGGGCAACCGGGCGUCGGCGGCGGCGGCGGCGGCGGCGGCGUGGAGAGGUGCGGGCGGCACCCGUCCCAGGUCUUCACCGGCGUCUGCUCCACCUGCCUCAUGGAGCGCCUCUCCUCCGUCCGCAACCCUGCCGAGGAGGAGGAGGAGGAGAUCGUCGAGGUCGGGACCGCCGACGCCGGCGAGGGAUCCAGCGCCGACCACGGCAAGCUGCGGAAGACGCUCAUGCUGCUGUUCCAGCUGGACGACUCCUGCAGCGGCAGCGCCGUUGGUGCCGCGCAUCCGGCCGACGCCAAGGAUCCCCAGGUCGCCGAUUUCGAGGUGGACCCUGGAGGUGGGAAUCGAGGGGCUAAGUGGAAGGGCGGGGCGUGGCUCAGGUCGAUCUUGCCGAGGAAGGGGAUGCGGUGGAGUAGGAGGAAGGAGCCCCCGCGGCCGCCGCGGCCGAGGCCGGUGGAUCCGGACGGCGCUGGCGACAAUGCGCAGGUGGAGAGGAAGCCCAGCUUCCGGCGAUCCUGCGAGUGGAUGGUCUGCCGGGAGCCCGUGAGAGGGUCGGGCUCCCUGGAGCCGCCGCGGCAUUCGUGGGACGGGUCGAUGGUGGGGAGGGCCUUGGCUUGCUCGUUCGCCUGCUUGGAGGAGCCUCAGCCGCCUCCGGAUGGGGAGAGGAGGGCUCAGCGGAGCAAUGCAGAGGAAGAGGCUGGGGAGAGUCGUGCCGGCGUUGCAGAGAGCAGGAAUGGGGAUCAUUUGGCUGAUGCCGGCGGCGAGGGGCGCCAUCUCAGUGGAAGAAGGAAUUGCAGUGACACCGGGCCGGAGAUGACAAUGUCAGGUGUCGGAAGGCGGAGGUCGAACAGGUGGAGCAGGGUGUGGGAUCGUAGCAUCACUAGCCCACUCAAGGAGUUUGUGAGGAAAGGGGAGCAUGUUCUUGAGCGGUCGCUCUCGGAAUCGAGGAAGGAUACCAGAAGGGGUAGAAAUGGGGAGACUGGAGACAUGGAUUGCGAAAUUCAGCCUGGACGCAACGGCCAUGGUUCAGUCAGAGCAAGCCAAGGUUCAUUCAGAAGCUCACAAGCUGUAGCUAAUGGGGAUGUCCAUAAUUUCCGCACAGAUUGGCUUAGGAAUAAGGAAUGCAAGAUUGGCAGAAGCAGGAGUGUGCAUUAUACUUCUCCUGGGAACUUGGAUAACGGGAUGUUGCGGUUUUACCUGACACCAAUGAGAAGUGCAAGAACAGCGAACAGGGGGAGGAGGAGGAAUUCACGCUUGUUCUCAAGAGGACUUUUUGGCUUCAUUUGAGUGGCUGAAGUAGAAUUCUAGCCCAUGCCAUGUGUUUUAGAAGAUGGCAGCAGUAGAAGCAACUUUUCUUCACAAUCUACUUGGUUUCUAAGGACUGGCAACAUAGUAAGUUUUCACACUAUUCUUUCUUCUAGGACAUUGUUAAGUCCCAAUUUAGAAUCAGGAAGCUUCAGUAUUAGUUGCAGAAUUGCUGCUCUAUUCUUUUAAGAUGUUGUUUAUAGAUGAAAUCUGGACAGAGCUGUGCAGAUUAGUAUCAUAAUGUAAUUAUUUACUUUGAUAAUAAUAUAUUUGUGUUAUUUACUUCUUUUUUAAGAUAA
This is a messenger RNA of Oryza sativa Japonica Group (Japanese rice), 1976 nucleotides long. RefSeq lists its product as uncharacterized. The record is from RefSeq and is a predicted model, not a curated record. NCBI's taxonomy places the organism in Eukaryota, Viridiplantae, Streptophyta, Magnoliopsida, Poales, Poaceae.